UCAGCAAAAUAGGAUACUACCACUGACCAGUAAUUUACAUAGGUCUAUGGUCUGAUCCUAGCAGAAAGGUAGUAAAAUAAUUAGAUUUUUUUACUUGUUUUAGUUUGGCAUCGUGCUAAACAUGAUUCACCAGCCUGCUGUGAUAAACAAAGGUACUGAAGGCAAUGAAUGGUACAGUAGUACUUUAUAAUAAAAAUGGCAGAUGAAAGGAAAGUUGAGGAGCCAUUCGCUGAAAGAAAGAAUGGCAGAGACAACAUAGACACAAAUAAAGAAAAAGUAUCUGAAAGAUACAAAGAAGUUGCAUUCAGUGCAGAAAUAGAAGUGCACAAAUUUAUUCAAGCAGAUGACACUGGCAAUGAGACAAUUUUAAACCAAUCAGAUUUCCCAACUAAUGAAUCUGGUAAAGGUUUAGAUGACAAUUUAAAGUAAUGUGACACAAAAGAUGCCAUUGGUCAAAUGUUUGGUAAUGGGGACGAAUGUACAAAGGACGACCAAGUAGAUGGUGUGCGAAAAGUUGACGAUGGCCAUCUGGGUAUAAAGGAUGACCAAGGUGUGCAACAUGUUCGUAAUGGUGACCAAGGUGCAGUAGAUGACCAAAUAGAUGUGGAAGAUGCAAGUAAAGAUAACAUAGGUUUAAAGCAUGAUAACAUAAAUGGAAAAACUGUUGGUAAUAGUGGCUACGGUACAAAAUAUAACCAAUUAGAUGUGCAAAGUACAGGUAAAGAUGGCCAACUAACAAAGGAUUACCAAAAAGAAAAUAUAUGUAUUCAUAACCAAGGUACAAUUGCUUACCAAGUUAAUGGGAAAAAUGCUGGUAAUGAUUACCAAUGUACAAAGGAUGUUGAAGUGUAUAGGCACAAUGCUGGAAAUUGUGACCAAGUUGCAGAACUAGUUUUAAGAAAAACAAGCCAGGAGCAAGAUGACUUAAAUUACUCCGGAAUUAAAAAAAAAACAAAUCUAAACAGAAAUGAAGAACACACAAAAUGAAUGUUACUCAAAAGAAAGAAGUUCUAGGCCUAGGUACAGAAUGUAUAUUUGGUAAUAGUAUCAAAAUAGUUAAUGGCAUUGAACAACCUUCAGACAAUACAAAAUUAUCAGAGGAGCACAUUGAAGAAAACAUAGAAAGAGAGGUAAUAACUCCAAGACAAAGAAUUUUAUUGCUACUGAUGAUAAUGACAGUGGCCAUGGCUAUGAAGAUGGAAUGGUAGAUUUAGAAUCUGAUGAACAUGCUGAAUUUGUCCAUGAUGGUGAUGAUGAUAUUGAAGAGUUACAGAAACUGAUAGAAGAACAUCAUCUCACAAAAUGUGACAGUGAGGCAGAACUAUCAAAUACAGGUAAUAGGAUGUUGUUGACUCAGGAGGACCAGUCAGAGAAACCUUACUAUGACAAGGUGCCACCAAUAUCUGCCAGCAAGAGGCCAGGUCAACGACUGACACCAAAUAGAGCUCUUAUUGCCCAGAUUCCAACAUCAUCUGUAAAAUGGAACUUAAGUGAUGGGAGAAUAUCUACACAGCAGUCUGGAAGACUCCCACCAAAUGUCAUUAAAAUGUCUACUGUUAUGUUAUCAGCAAAGAAGAGACUACUGAGUGUGAGCCAAUACUAUGAAGACAAAAAACAUGCUAAACUUCUGAGAUCGGAAUAUGAGCCUUCUCCAAAUGAGUACUAUCCUCAUAGAUCAAUUGCGUUGACGUUACCCAGUGCUCCAGCGUACACAUUUGGAUCCAGGCACACUGGAACAUGUACGUCCAUCAGGAAUACAGACCCAAACAACCCUGGUCCUGGAAAUUACACGCCACGAAUCCAGUUUAUGUCAACGAAACGACAUCGACCAUCCUUCACAAUCAAAGGUGUAAGAGUUCCCUAGAGUCACAUGCUGGGACCACAUGCAACACUUUGAAAAAUAGUUCGAGCUGUCAUCAUCUAUUUACUUAAAUUGAUGUGCUUUAAGCAAGAGAGAGGAGGCAUCAUUCGUUCGUUCAUGUGAAUACAUAAUCACAGGAGCUACACUGGUCUUAAUGCAGCUUCCUUUAGCGAAUGUUUGUGUAUAAUGAAUUCUAUAGUUGCUGUUAUCCGUUGACUGGAACAGUCGUAGCAUGGUCACCGACAAGCAGGUUUACAGCUCCUUAACAAGGAGUCAUAACAUCGAAUGAGGGUGAUUGGGAGGUAGUGAAAUAGUGAGGACAAGACAUAAGGCCUAUAAGCACCACAUUAGAAUGACAGUAAACAACUCAAAGUGAAGGAACAGAAACAGAAAUAUAAACAAACAGAUGUUUUCUCAAACUACUAAUAUCCCAAACUGUUAAUGGCAAAAAUGCUAAAUUAGCAUGCAUUCCAUCAUGAAAUGCAGUUUAAGAAUUGAAAGUGGGGAAGAGAUGUUGUUUUGCCCCAGAUAAUAUUUUGGAUAAAUGGGAGUUGAUAAUGAUCAAUUUGCAAUGAACAACACCUGACUAAACAUUUAAAAAUGACCUUUACAUGGGUUAGUGCAAGGGGCACCUGCAGAUGGUCAUUAUGCAUCAUCAACCUCUAAUUUAGCCCAUUCUGUCAUUCCUAUAAUGAACCUGAUUAAAGCCAUCUAGAACCAAAUUUGUGUGAUUGAUUUUGGUGUUGCCUUUAACAUUUACGAAAUCGACCACCUAACUCAUUGAUAGUGCAUUUGUUCUUACAACACAACUUUUUGUUAUCAAUGUAAAAAAUAUACAAAAAAAGAAAACAUUAUUUUCUAAUUUUACGAACAAAACAAUACGAAAGUCUUGUACUAAUUCUGCCUAAACAUGUCCAUGUUUAAUGCCUAUUUUGGCAUGCAAAAUGUUAUUUAUGAAUACGUUUACUAGAUACCUUUUCUAUUUCUCUUUAAAAGUUAUUACAUUUCUGUGCUCUUUUACCAAAGUAUACACUUCCUAUUUCUUUUUAGUUUCUUAUAUUGAUACUCAGUAUUAAAUAUACAAAAGAAAACAUUUACAAAGGCUAGGCACAUACAAAUAUAAGGAAGUAAGAAGUUUCAGCAUUAUAUCAUAUAUAUCAACAUUAUAAUAAAACUCGGUAUAAGUGUGCCAGAUUUUAAUAGUUUUUAAGUUUUAUAUGUAUAAUAUAUGUGAUCAUGUUUCUUGAAGUGUUGUUAGAUGAUGAUUACGAUAAUGAACUAGCUGCUGUAUAUUUAUAGGUUAUAUUGUAUUUUUAAAUAUAUACUUCCUGAGGUCAAAUAAAAAAAUCACCUUCAUGUAAA
This is a messenger RNA of Anneissia japonica, 3223 nucleotides long. RefSeq lists its product as uncharacterized. The transcript is spliced from 6 exons. Bases 1202 to 1864 code for a protein of 220 amino acids. NCBI's taxonomy places the organism in Eukaryota, Metazoa, Echinodermata, Crinoidea, Comatulida, Comatulidae. The record is from RefSeq and is a predicted model, not a curated record.